This is a messenger RNA of Etheostoma cragini (Arkansas darter), 1237 nucleotides long. It is a transcript of the gene ubr7, whose product is annotated as ubiquitin protein ligase E3 component n-recognin 7. Gene Ontology annotation, molecular function: ubiquitin protein ligase activity; zinc ion binding. Gene Ontology annotation, cellular component: cytoplasm. The transcript is spliced from 9 exons. NCBI's taxonomy places the organism in Eukaryota, Metazoa, Chordata, Actinopteri, Perciformes, Percidae. Bases 124 to 1155 code for a protein of 343 amino acids. The record is from RefSeq and is a predicted model, not a curated record.
GAUUAUUUACAUGGAGUUUGGUGGAGAUAUGCUCCACCAGACAGUAGAAUCAGAUGUUGGUUUCCAUGGUAACAGUGUGUCCUCUCAGAUGUUGGUCUCCAUGGUAACAGCGUGUCCUCUCAGAUGGCGGAGGAGCAGACGAUGUCUCUGGUGGAUGUUCUGGAGGAAAAUGAAGAGUUGGAGGAAGAAGCUUCGGCCGUGUUGGCAGGAAGUGACUCUGACCUCUGCUCCUAUCCUCAGGGCUAUGUGAAGCGUCAGGCUCUGUAUGCCUGCAGUACGUGUACUCCAGCGUCUGGCGGGGCGGCGGGCGUUUGCCUGGCGUGUUCCUACAAAUGUCACGAAGGUCACGAGCUCUUCGAACUCUACACCAAGAGGUCAGAGAUCCCUGUGUCUGAUUGGCUGUGUCUGCAGGUGGAGGACGAGAUGAUCCAGUGUGUGGUGUGUGAGGACUGGCUGCACGGCAGGCACCUGGGCGUGGCGGUUCCAGACGGCGUGGAGCUGCAGGAGAUGAUCUGUGAAUCUUGUAUGAACAACAACUCUUUCCUCUGGACCUACGCUGCUCACCUGUCAGUUCCAGGUGCAGGUGUUGAGGUGAAGGCGGAACCAAUCGUAAGCGUUCCUAAAGAAGAAGAGAAGGGCGGUGAUGUCACGGAGCCUAGCUGUAAGCGGAGCCGUGGGGAGGCGGAGCCAGACUGUAAGGGGCGGGGCCAUGAAGAGGCGGAGCCAGGCUGCAGACUGAAGGAGCUGCAAGCGAUUGGUCAGAACAGGGUCCAAUCAGGAGCCGUGUUCUGGCCGUCGGCGUGGCGAUCCAAGCUCUGCUCCUGCAACACCUGCAAGGAGAGUCUGUCUGCAGCCGGCUUGUCCUUCCUGUUGGACGAGUCAGACACUGUCCUCGCCUACGAGAACAAAGGGAAGAGCAGCGAGCAGCAACUCCAAGGACCCGACCCGCUGAUGUCAGCGCUGGACAACCUGAACCGGGUUCAGCAGCUCGAGAUCAUCCACGGGUACAACGACAUGAAGACGGAGCUCAAGGACUUCCUGCAGAGAUUUGCAGCAGAAGGGAAGGUGGUGACAUCUGAGGACAUCCGUCAGUUCUUCGAGCAGCAGCAGAGUCGUAAGAGACGGCGAGACGACGGACGCUUCUACAGCCCCUGAACGCCUCCUUCUGUUUCUGUUUUUAAUGUUUCCUUUUUAAUGAACAGUAAUAAAGUCCUGAAUCCUGAUUGGUUAUUGAUUA